AUGCCUUCCUUGAUCAGCUCUGCAUUGCCCACCAAGCAAACAGCGAUCGUGGCCGAGGGCGCUGGCAAGCUCAGCCUUCGCCACGAUGCCCCUGUACCUACGCUGGGGCCGAACGUGGCCAUGGUCAAGACCGCAGCUGUCGCGAUCAACCCGGUCGACGCAAAGAUGCUAGACUACAGCCCAGUACCUGGAGCCAUACAUGGUUAUGACUUUGCGGGCACCAUCGUGGCGCUCGGAGAUGGUACACCUGCUUAUCUGAAAGUUGGAGACCGCGUUGCUGGAACGGUGCAUGGUAUGAACCCAAGCCUGCCCGAUGUAGGGGCCUUUGCCGAAUACGUUGCUGCUCCUGGGGACCUUCUCCUGCAAAUCCCGGACUGGAUGAGCUUCGAAGAGGCGUCGUCCAUUGGAUUGAGUUUAUUCACAGCUGGUCUGGGUCUCUUUCAGGAACUCAAGGUUCCGAGCUCGACUACUGAGCCCUAUGCCCCGCGUCCGGACGAUGAAUAUGACUUUGGACCAGAAUUUGUGCUAGUUGCUGGAGGAGCUACCGCAACCGGCACUCGUGCGAUUCAAUUGCUGAAACUCGCCGGCCUCCGCCCCAUUGCCACAUGCUCGCCAUCAAAUUUUGAACUCGUUCGGAGCUUCGGCGCCGAGGAAGUCUUUGACUAUCAUACUGCAGACUGUGCCGCCGAAAUCAAAACAUAUACUCGUAACACCUUGGCAUACGCUUUUGACUGUGUAGCUAUGGCUGAUACCAUGCAGCUAUGCUACGCAGCCAUGGGACGCGCAGGUGGCCGCUACGUCACUCUAGAACCCUUUCGCCACGCAAUUGCCUCGACCCGGCCUACUAUCAAACCAUCGUGGUUGUUGGCACUUACAAUCUUUGGACUGAAGGUCAACCUUGAGGGCGAGUAUAAGCGGGAAGCGAGCCCCGAGGAUCGCAAGUUUGGGGAAACAUUUACUCUCGAGAUGCAGAAGCUACUGAAUAAGGGAACACUAGCAAUUCACCCCGUCCAAGUCCGCUCUGGUGGAUGGGAGGGAGUGCUGAAUGGUGUUGACUUUAUCCGUAAGGAGACCAUGUCCGGACAGAAGCUAGUUUAUUCGGUAUAA
Talaromyces atroroseus is the source of this 1107-nucleotide messenger RNA. RefSeq lists its product as hypothetical. The record is from RefSeq and is a predicted model, not a curated record. The transcript is spliced from 2 exons. The coding region runs from base 1 to 1107 and encodes 368 amino acids. Gene Ontology annotation, molecular function: oxidoreductase activity, acting on NAD(P)H. Lineage: Eukaryota; Fungi; Ascomycota; Eurotiomycetes; Eurotiales; Trichocomaceae.